This is a messenger RNA of Emericellopsis cladophorae, 942 nucleotides long. RefSeq lists its product as uncharacterized. The coding region runs from base 1 to 942 and encodes 313 amino acids. The transcript has a single exon. The record is from RefSeq and is a predicted model, not a curated record. NCBI's taxonomy places the organism in Eukaryota, Fungi, Ascomycota, Sordariomycetes, Hypocreales, Bionectriaceae.
AUGGCCGCUACACAAAUAGGCAGAUCAUCGCCGAGCGUCAGGUUAAAACAUGAGAGUUCCCCCGAGCCGGCUUCGAGGUGGAACAGCCACGCUGGCAACGUGAGGGUGGUCGAUCCGCCGACACCAGGAGCAGGAGACUCAUCCACGUUGCCAGAGGGAGGUGAUGGAGGUGACGCUCAAUGGGACUCGACUGUUGGCAAGGCCGGGUUAGGGAAGACAGGCCGGGUCAUCAACAAGCUUGUUAGUGACAACGAUGCGCUGAAGCGCGAUAUCAACAUCGAGCGACUACGGGCGGAGGAGUCCAAGCAAGCAGCGAAACUUCUCGAGGACAAAAUGGAUCGGAUGGUGCAGGAUUAUGAAAGUCGACUGCUGGAAGCCAAUGUCACAAAGACUUUGUUAGCGCGCAAGGAACGACAAGUGGAAAGUUUACAGGCAGCUGUCGAGCUCGAGAAGAACAAGACACAGGCUGCACUAACGCGUGAGCGAGGCUGGCGGGACGAGCUGGAGAAGGUGCAGAAGGACUCGACGACGCAGGUUGAGGAGGCCACGACACAUGCCGCCCUCAUGGAAGGACGCUACAACGCCAUUUCAUCGCAUUGGAGAGACCAGGGCGAGGAAGUCAAACGCGCAGUAAGCAAGCUCCGGGCUGAGAUUAGCAGUCUGGUCAAGGAGCGGCAGGCCGACGACACCAAAAUCCAAACUCUGCGUGACCUUUGCGAGCAGCAGGACAGCAACAUCAACGAACUACGGCGAGAGAAGGAGCAGAUUGCACGGAAGUUUGAAGAGUACAAGAAGACGCAAGACGAUGACUUGAGGAGCAUCAAGGCCAAUGCGCGCGAAACAGAAGCAGAGCAACAUAGGAUAUUGAAUGAGGCGGGAGAGACACUGAAUAAACUGCGGUGGGCUCUGAACGUCAAGAAGAAUGUCAUGGGUGCUCAAUAA